Molecule: messenger RNA, 2715 nt
Organism: Aspergillus sclerotioniger CBS 115572
Lineage: Eukaryota; Fungi; Ascomycota; Eurotiomycetes; Eurotiales; Aspergillaceae
Product: COPI-interacting protein CEX1
Exons: 9
Coding region: 206-2527 (773 amino acids)
Biological process (GO): tRNA export from nucleus; protein phosphorylation
Cellular component (GO): cytoplasm
Molecular function (GO): ATP binding; protein kinase activity
Source: RefSeq, a predicted model, not a curated record
UGUGAACUUGGGGGCUGUGACUGUUCUACCUUGAACUAGAGAUACCAUCGCAUACGUGUCAUCUCAUCGGGGCUUCAUUUCUUUUCCGCGCCCCCCCUUUUCCUCUGUGGACGAGGUUUCCCCACCAUCGCGCCGCGGUAUCUUGAGACCAGCUAGUACCUAGUAGUUAGCCGCCCCGGAGACAGAACGUCUGUUAGCCACAGCCAUGGAAUUUCUCAAAUCCGCCGUCGCGUCGGCGAUCGCAAAAGGUAGCUCAUCUCCUUUCUCGCUUGGGGACAGAGUCGACCUCUCCGAUUCAAUAUGGACGCUGCACAAUGCUACGAAACGGGAUGACGGCUCGCCGUGCAGUGUCUUUACGUUUGAUAUCGCUUCCAACAAGUCCCGUCUCCCUUUAGCGAAGAAUGCGGUGCGAAAGUGCCGGACGUUGAGACAUCCGGGGGUGAUCAAGGUCUUGGACACGAUAGAGACCGAUGCCAACAUCUACAUCGUGACCGAGCGAGUCGUCCCCCUUUCCUGGCAUGUUAAGCGGAGGAGUCUGAGCGAGGAGACAUCGAAAUGGGGCUUAUACACGGUGGCGUCUACACUCAAAUUUAUUAACGGAGAUGCGUCCUCCGUACACGGUGUCGUCAGAGCAUCCUCGGUCUUUACGAGUGAGAGCGGGGAGUGGAAGCUGGGCGGGUUCGACGUCCUGAGUUCGAUGAACGAUGAGAACGCUGUUAUCUAUACAUACGGCAGUCUCGUACCCGAUGCGGCUCGAUUCACGCCUCCGGAGGUCGUCAAAGGCGGCUGGGACACGAUCAAACGUAACCCCCUGACAGCAAUUGAUUCAUACGGGCUAGGAAUACUAGUUUAUGAGGUCUUUAAUGGCAACUUCACCAGUGGAGACCAGGUGGGCAAGACGACGAACAUUCCACCCAGCAUGCAUCAAAGCUACAAACGCCUGUGCACGGCCAACCCUAAACUCCGGUUGAGCCCUGCGCACUUUGUUGAGCAAGGGAAGAAGAGCGGUGGUUUCUUUGAAACAACCCUUAUCCGGUUGACGGACGAUAUAGAGAGCCUGGGACUUAAAAAUGAUGCCGAGCGAGAGGAAUUUGUCAAUGAACUUGAUGAGCUUUCUGACGACUUUCCCGAGGAAUUCUUCAAGAUGAAAGUGCUGCCAGAACUAUUGAAGUCAGUCGAGUUUGGCGGAGGUGGUCCCAAGGUCCUUGGGGCCAUCCUGAAAAUCGGGUCAAAGCUAUCUCAAGAAGAGUUCAAUUCGAGGCUUACGCCAGUUAUUGUCCGACUCUUUGGAAAUCCUGAUCGAGCGCUCCGGGUCUGCUUGCUCGAUAAACUCCCUGUGAUGAUCGACAACCUGCCCCAGAAGAUCGUCAAUGACAAGAUCUUCCCCCAGAUUACCUCCGGCUUCACCGACGCCGCGCCCGUCGUUCGAGAGCAGACCGUCAAGUCUAUUUUGCCAAUCAUUAACAAGCUCAGUGAUCGGGUCAUCAACGGUGACCUGCUGAAGUUCCUAGCGCGAACUGCCAACGACGAGCAACCGGGAAUCCGCACGAAUACCACUAUUUGCCUGGGCAAGAUAGCGAAGAACCUCGGACAGGGAUCGAGAUCGAAAGUUCUCAUUGCGGCAUUCACGCGGUCUCUUCGGGACCCCUUUGUACACGCCCGGAACGCCGGUUUACUGGCCCUCGGGGCGACGCUGGAGUUCUUCACCGAGGAGGACUGUGCAACCAAAGUUCUUCCAGCUAUUUGCCCCUCGCUUCUUGAUAAAGAAAGGAUGAUAAGAGACCAAGCAAAUAAGACUCUGGACCUAUAUCUCCAGCGCAUCCGCAAAUUUGGCAAUACUAUGGCAGAUACGGUGAUUUCCCCGUCAGUCAGUGCAGAUCCGACCAAAGAUAGUGCCCGCAUUGGUACAUCUAAUGAUAAAUCAUGGGCGGGGUGGGCAAUCUCCUCGUUCACCAACAAGCUUACGGCGGCCAAUGGGGAUAUCCAGUCCACUGCCAACGGCGCCAAACCUGUCGAGCUGGAACCUGCCCGUCCGGCUUCUGUUCCCCGUCCAGCAAGGACGGCUUCCUCGGUGCAGAAAGACACGCUACGGCCCGCGGCUCAGUCUCUGAACCGGUCCUUAUCGGAGCAACCACCAACUCUGUCUAAAGAAGAGGAUGAUGCAGAAGAUGUUUACGAUGCGUGGGGUGCAAUGGAUGACGACGAAGAAGACAACCAGCACAAGGAGGAGGAUCCAUUCAGUGCUGCAGUAACCGCUAGCCCGAACAUUUCUGCUCCCACGCCCAAACCCGCCCCGGUCCCGUAUGAUGAUGGCGGAGAGCCAGACUUUGCGGGCUGGCUCGCCGCACAGUCCAAGACCAAGAAGCCAUUACCCAAGGGCCUGAACAAGUCCAGUCCUACCUCCGUACCGCGAACAUCUAGUCGCAAUAGCACGGUUAAGCCGAAGACCGUUGUCGCACCAGUGAAGAAGAUCGACACGAAACCCAAAGAAGAAGAGGAGGAUGGCUGGGGGGACGCAUGGGAUUAAGUCGCAAGAUGACCAUCGGCUCUUCUAUUAUACACCACCUAUGUGUUUGUUACUCUUUUGAUCAUAUUUUGCGACAUAUCCACGGCAUUAAAGGCAGGGAGUUUGGGCGCAUGCAGUAUAUAGUUUGGUAGAUCGGUCGUUACUGUUUGCAUACUAUGCAUAUGACCCUGCGAUAGGAUAGAACCAAU